Drosophila nasuta is the source of this 2205-nucleotide messenger RNA. RefSeq lists its product as uncharacterized. Lineage: Eukaryota; Metazoa; Arthropoda; Insecta; Diptera; Drosophilidae. Bases 47 to 2068 code for a protein of 673 amino acids. The record is from RefSeq and is a predicted model, not a curated record. The transcript is spliced from 2 exons.
GAAGGCUUUUUAUAACAUUUCAUACACACAAUCCGGAGCUUCAGCAAUGUAUCGUUUCAUUGUUGGCAAUUUUGGCAAAACUCUACUCAUUGUUGGCCUUAUAUUUACAUUUAUAUUUGUCAACCACAAUUUAAGCCUUGUGGAUAAUAAACAAUUUACACAAUUCACACGAUAUCAUGAACAUUCACGUACGGAGUCAGAAAUACUCCGGGAGGAAUCCAUGACAAACUCCUUUAAGGUCAAAGAUGAGUUUAAGGUAUUUUCUUCCCAAUGCAAGAUACCGAGGUCAGAUCCAUUUUCGCUGGAUAGCAUGCAAUAUUUUGAUCCUCCAGAUUUUAUGGAAUGCACAAAUCAGUCGGACCUUAUUACAGUUCAAUAUGAUACUGAGCGAAGACAAUAUAGGCUGCUCAUCAAUGAAGCUUUAACCGAACUGAUUCCCAAUAUUUCGGACUAUGGCUGCACCUAUAAAGAGAUUGUUCGUGGAGAGUAUGAUCUUGUUUGGACAUUACCACCUAUCGCUUUUAAGCAGAACUUGUGGGUUCCACGUCACAUUCGGGGUAUAAUUGUAGAGUGCCAUGAGCUGAGCAAUCCCUCCCAAGUAAUACAACGCGAUGCCUUCGCAUUUGUACAGCAUCCGGUUGAUCGCAAUGACAAAGCCGACGAAGAACGCAGUCGGUCUCAUCCAAAUGUGAUAAUCAUCGGCAUCGACGCCAUGUCGCAGAUGAACUUCCAAAGAGCCAUGCCACUAACAGCCAAGUUUGUGCGUCAGACGGGAUGGUACGAGAUGCUUGGCUAUAACAAAGUGGGGGACAAUUCACUGCCGAAUGUUUUAGCUCUGUUGACAGGCGGAUCUCCGACAGAAUUGACUAAAUACUGUGAUAUAAAUACUCCAAACUGCAUGGACACAUACAGCUUUAUAUGGAACCAUUAUCGCAAUGCUGGCUAUCUAACAGCUUAUGCCGAGGACUUGAGCACAAUUGAUACCUUUCACUACUUUCUUCCAGGUUUUAGGCGGGAGCCUGUGGAUUACUAUUUGCAUCCAUUCAUGAAGGCCAUCGAGCAAAACAUGGAUAAGGUGCAGCAUUUGGGAUACGAAUUCUGCGUGGGUCGCAGGCAAAGCUAUCGAUAUGUUUUGGAUUAUAUUGCUCAGAUAGUUCGACGAUUUGUUCAGGAGAUGCCGAAGCCUCUUUUUGGUUUAUUCUGGAUGAACAGUUUCAGUCACGACGACUUCUCGGGGGCAGCCAGUGUGGAUACGGAUUUCGUGAGCUAUCUGGAGCGCUUCGAGUCGCUUGGAUUGUUUGAAAGAUCUAUAGUAAUAUUGCUUAGUGAUCAUGGUCAACGAACUGGUCCACUAAUGGACUUGCCUUCCAGCUUCCUAGAGGAACGCCUACCUAUGUUUCACAUCUAUCUGCCACCUUGGCAUCGUCAGCAGUAUCCGGAAGUUGCCCGAGCUCUUCACUUGAAUGGCCAUCGCCUCAGUUCGCCAUAUGAUCUGAAUCUAGCCCUUAAGCAUCAGCUGCAGAUGCUGCAUCCUCGAAUGAAAUUUUAUCAACUGAAAUGCCCUCUCUGUGUAUCUCUGUUUGAGGUUCUUCCACCCAAUCGUAGCUGCAUGGAGGCUGCUAUUCCACCCCAUUGGUGUACCUGUGAGCCGCACAAACAAGUAACGCAAACCGAGAGGGUGCUGGAGUUGGUCAGACUAGUUGUGUAUCGGAUGAAUCAGUAUCUGAUCAUAAGGAAUCAUAAAAAGCAGUGCUAUCAUCUGAAGCUCCGAAAGCUCUUGCUAGUCGAGCGUAAACAGUUCUUCAAUGACAAAGGAUUCGAGGUGCAAUCUCCCGAUGGACUUGACACAUAUCGUUUUAAGUUUACUACCGGACCGAAUGAUGGUCUUUUCCGAGCCACGUUGUCCGUCAAUAAAGACGAUUCUCUAGUAGUUAUACAAGAGGAGUUUAUCACACGCCUCAAUUCUUAUCAAAAGGAUGCGUAUUGUAUUCAGGACCGACAUGCCAAGAGGUUUUGUGCUUGCCUCAGAAAUCAAGCCCAUGCAGAUGAAUACAAAACUUUCAUAUGAAAACUGUACAAAUAUGAUAUAGAAAGUACUUUUACUUUCUACUCGAAGUUAUUUCCAAUCAGCUUUCAUCACAAAAACUUGUAUGCAAUAUUACCACCUAUAUUUCAAUAAUAUAAAUGCGAUUAUGUUUACCUUCA